ACAGACCGGACGACCCAGCUCAGCUCAGAGCACCUUGCACGUGUGAGCGUGUUCGUGUGUGCGCGUGCGUGUGUGUGUUUGUAUGUACGUGUGUGUGUGUGUGUGUGGGUGUAUGUAUGUGUGUGUGUGUGCGUGUGCUCUCAUGGUAACUCCAAGUGUCUCCAGGAAACUAAAUACAGGAUUUAGUUGGACAGCAACUCCGCAGAGCCGCAUGGUGCAGUGCCCGUGGGAGGCCUCUCCACAUGAGUGUGUACACACCAGCGUGGCUCAGCGGGUGGAGGGGUGUGUGUCGGGACAUCGAGUGGAUCAGUGAAACUUUCCCACAACAGACCUAAGAGCUGAUGCUUCCCGCCAUCACCAUGGAAACGGAGGCCAGUCAGAUGCUGGAGGCUGCACUGGAGCAGAUGGAUGACAUCAUUGCAGAUUCCAAAGCAGCAGCGGUGGAGUUUUCCAACAGCAGGUGUGACCUGGCUGCUCCCGUCAGCGCCGGUCCUCUGCAGGUGGUUCACCUGGCUGAGGACCUCAGACUGGCCCUGGAGCUCCAGCUCAACCAGGACGAGAGAGACGGCCUCCGAGCUCAGGUACCCUCGGGGACGGCACGCGUCCUCAUAGACUGGCUCCAGAGUGGAACUGUGGACCUGUGUUCUCCUGCCUCCCAUGAGACCUACCAGGAACGACUGCUCCGCCUAGAAGGAGACAAGGAGUCUCUCGUGCUUCAGGUGGGCGUUCUGACCGACCAGGUGGAGGCCCAGGGGGAGAAGAUCAGGGACCUGGAGAGCAGUCUGGAGGAGCACCAGAAGAAGCUGGCCUCCACAGAGGAGCUGCUGCAACAGGAGUUGAAGAGCAGGACCUCUUUGGAGUCCCAGAAGCUGGAUCUGAUGGACGAGGUGUCCUCCCUCAGGCUGAAGCUGGGCGGUGUGGAGGAGACGCCCGCCGCCGCCGCCACGCCGCCACGAGAAGACCCCGAGGACGCCAAGCAGAACAAAGCCGAGUGUGUGGUAAAUCUCAUCAGUGAGCUCCAGGAGCAGAUGUGCAGGUUUCAGGAGGAGAUCGGCACCCGCAUCCAGGAGAAGCGAGCCCUGGAGGAGAAGGAGGCGCAGCAGGGGGAGGCCGGCGGCGGCGGCCACGCCCACAGCCCCCGCCCCCCGGCCGGGUCAGCCGGCUCCGACCUCCGGAUGCACAGUGGAGGACGGACUGUACACGAUUUGCUCCAAGAUGUGGAACAGCUGAAGAGCAGAGUGGACGAGCUGGAGGGAGAGAAGGGCCACGAUGAGAGGAGACUCAGAGCCACCAAGGCGGAGAUAUCGGAGCUGCAGCAUCUCGUGGCCUCCAAAGACGCCGAGAUCGAACGCCUGCAGAGCCAGCUGCUGGCCAGAGGCAGCACAGCCAAUGAGAGAGACCAGGAAUACCAGAGGCUGAAGGUGGGGAUGGAGUCCCUGUUGGCGUCGAACGAGGAGAAGGACCGACAUAUAGAGGAGCUGACCGUUCUGCUGAGACAGUACAGAAGGAUGAGGGAAGUUCUGGCUCUCACGCAAGGUAAGAAGGCUGGAGGUGGAGCGGCGGAGACGCCGUCCUCUCUGUGUGUUAACCGUGUGGCGUCGACAGGGAGCAGUGAGGAGGAGCUGAGCGGCAGUCUGAGACUCAGAGACAUCACACACAAAGCAAAGUCCGAUUCCGUCCGGUCCGAGAUGUCCUCCCGAGGGUCUUCUCCACUGAUGCUUUCGUCGUCUCCCUACCAGAGAGAACUGGACUCCAGCAUCCACAACUUGAUGGACAGUUCUCUGCUGUCUCCGGGGGACAUGAACUCCUUCAUCGGCUUUUGGCCUCGGUGCAAGCUGCUGUCCAGCAGCCUGGAGGAGCUGCAGAGCGGAUCCUUUCAAAAGAACGGUCACAUGGAGCCGAGCCAGUACCGGACUCUGCCGGGGAAACUGAAAGGCAAAAAGAGAGCCGAGCCGAACCAACAGCGAGAUGGAGAGAAUGUAUCUCCCGUCCACAGCCAGGACCCGGACCAGGACCAGGACCCGGACCAGGACCCGGCCCCAGACCAGGACUACCGUCUCAGACUUCCAGAGAAGCUGGACCAGUCCCCCCGGUCCUCUGGAGUGGACUCCGGACAGCAGUCCCCCGUCUCACCAGAAAACAGGAAGACUCACAGAGGCAUGAAGAAAUUCUGGGGGAAGAUCCGUCGCAGCCAGUCAGGUAAUCCUGCCCAGGUCCAUGACCCCGAGCUGGGAGAGUUUCGGAGGGGAGGCCUCAGAGCGACAGCUGGACCGAGACUCGGGAACACACGAGACCUGAAGUUGCCUUUUUCCAAGUGGAGCACAGAGCAGGUGUGUUGGUGGCUCGAGGACAUUGGACUGGGCCAGUAUGGCGUCUUUGCUCAGCACUGGGUCACCGGCGGUGACACUCUGCUGUCGGCCACCCAGCAAGACCUGGAGAAGGAACUGGCGAUGAAGAACCCGCUCCACAGGAAGAAGCUCCAGUUGGCCAUCAAGACGCUCGGCAACGGGCAGCCGGAGAAGUCUUCGGAGCUCGACUACAUCUGGGUCACUCGGUGGCUCGAUGACAUCGGACUCCCUCAAUACAAAGACCAGUUUAAUGAAGGCCGGGUGGAUGGGCAGAUGCUGCAGUACCUCGCUGUGAACGACUUGUUAUUCCUCAAAGUGACCAGUCAGCUGCAUCACCUCAGCAUCAAGUGUGCCAUUCACGUUCUCCACGUCAACAAGUUCAGCUCCAACUGCCUCAAGCGCCGACCCGGCCACGAGGCGAGAGAGAACCAGUUCACGCCCAGUGAGGUGGUCCAGUGGUCCAACCACCGGGUCAUGGAGUGGCUGAGAUCUGUGGAUCUGGCAGAGUACGCCCCCAACCUGCGGGGCAGCGGCGUGCACGGAGGGCUGCUGAUGCUGGAGCCGCGCUUCAACUGGGACACGAUGGCGCUGCUGCUCAGCAUCCCUCCUCACAAGACGCUGCUGCGGCGCCACCUCAACACCAACUUCAGCCGCCUGGUGGGGGCGCAGGCGCACCGCGAGAAGAGGGAGCACGCCGAGGCGCCGGGCUACAGCCCGCUGGGCAUCACGGCCAGGGUCAAGGUGCGGCGCCGCGGCAGAGGAGGAACGGUUCUGAACUCCUACGGAAAACCUCCAGACCCGUCCAGUGCACCAGGGAGACUGACCUUUGACCUCCGCCGUCAGUCCACCAUGGGCCAAUCCGGCAGCAAACCCGCUCCCAAACCCUCCCAGAGCCCCUUCCAGAACCCCUUCCAGAACUCCUUCCAGAACUCCCAAUUCGUCGCUUCUUUCAAGGAGCGCUUCCAAAGGCGCGCCGCCGACGGCGCCGCCGAGAGCCCCCGGCCGAGCAUCUUCUCCACGCUGAGGCCCCCGAGGGCCAAACCCAACAACUUCAUCGACCUGUUCAACGACUGCAUCUCCGCCGCCUCGUCCAGAACUCAGGAGUACCUCCUCUUCAAAGACCCGGAGGACAAGUUCCGCCCCAGCACCGAGGUGCUGACUCAGGUGUUCCUGAUGACGUACAUCACUCGGAGCGUCGACCUCAACAUGACGGACACCUUCAACUGCACGGCCAUGACGCCCGAGCAGCGCGUCCUCCUGGGCGCCGACUGGGUCUGGGCCAAGCUGGACAAGCCCUCCAAGAACCCCCAGAUCCAGAUCGCCGUGCAGGUCCUGCACCUGCAGGCCAAGGAGGAGGAGGAAGACGAGGAGGACGGCGUGAGCCCGGAGGCCUUCAGCGAGUCGGUCCUGAUCGCCCAUUGCGAGUCCGGCAACAACACCAGGUACGAGCGGCUGGUGGACUUCUGCACCUCCGUCGGCAAGGACUGCUACGCCCUCUUCCUGUUCGUGGGGAAGAAGAGCGACAGGGGCAACAUCUACGGCGUCCUCAGCAACAACUUCGAGGCGGCCAUCGGGAAGUGCGACAAGAUCAACAGGGCGUUCGUGGAGAACUUCUUCAAAGGCUCGAGGUAUCUGUACACGCCGUCAGGCAUGAUGCAGGCCGUCGUCUCCAAGAAAGAUGGAGACGCCCUGACCCUCAUGAUUAAGUUCAGCUGAAGCAGAGCGAGGCCAGAGAUGUCAUCGCCGACGCCGCGAGGUACGAGGACGACUUAGUGGGGUAGAGAUUGGGGAUUUAUUUUGGUGGAUCUCUGGAGGAACAGCCUCCAGACGUAGAUAUAUAUAUAAAUAUAUAUAUAAGAUUGUGGUAUUUUUUUCUUCCAACAAGAAUGUCAGUUCACAACUUAAUCCUUUUAAACACGUUAGAACACAUCGUUAAAAAAUGAGGCCAAACACGAAUUAUGAAAAGGUCUCAUCAUAGCAUUUCUGAAAUAGCAGAACACAAAGCUCAAGCUUUUAGUCGGGAACUCUGUUGUCUUUAUUCUCCUGUGAUAUGUUGACAAAGUGUCUUUUUUACUGAGAGCUACACUGCGAUACAAGGAAAAUGAGACCCAAAAAUGAGAAUAAGUGGAUUAUUUUUUAGUACGAUGUGCCUCGUACUAAAAAAUAAUCCACUUAUUCUCAAUUUUGGGUAUUAUUUUCCUUCACUGAGAAAAAUAAAACACCUUCUCACAGUGUUCACUCGAGUGUAAGGAACAACAAUGAUGAUGGCUGCUGUACAGCAAACACACACCUGUUCGAGACAUGUUGAUUUGCCAUCGGUCAAUUAAAAUGAUUAAAUAUCACGAAUGAUAAUAUUGUGUCGGUUUAUUCUGCUGCCGUUGAAAACACAGAGGACUGAACAGGGCGUUCUUCCCUGGGAUGUUUUGCAUAACGAGCAGCUCAAACUCCCAUAUUUACUCAAUAAACACAAAUUUGUACGGAAGUCAAUUUUUUCUCUGCUCGAGGUUCAUUCUUGUUUUCUUUCAAAUGUGUAUCGACAACGAACGUUCAGCCUUUUAUUCACAGUCAAUUCUGAAAGGAUGAAACUAUUCUAAAACAAAUUGUUGUCUUUUUUGUUCUUUCUCCCCAUUAAAAUACAGUUGAUGUUACCAUAGUAACGUUA
Messenger RNA from Pseudoliparis swirei, 5010 nucleotides. Its product is annotated as liprin-beta-2-like. Gene Ontology annotation, molecular function: protein binding. Gene Ontology annotation, cellular component: presynaptic active zone. Bases 342 to 4064 code for a protein of 1240 amino acids. Gene Ontology annotation, biological process: receptor recycling; neuromuscular junction development. The transcript is spliced from 27 exons. NCBI's taxonomy places the organism in Eukaryota, Metazoa, Chordata, Actinopteri, Perciformes, Liparidae. The record is from RefSeq and is a predicted model, not a curated record.